CAUAAAAACCAGGCUGUGUCUGGUUUUCUACAGACACACAGCCACCAUGGAGCUGCGUCUCUCUGUCUGCGUCCUGCUGCUGCUUUGUGCAACAAGAAGUUCAAAUGGAGGGAAGAUUUUGGUGUGGUACACUGAGGCCAGCCACUGGAUCAACAUAAAGCCCGUACUGGAAACUCUGGUGGACAGAGGACACCAGGUGACGGUCCUGAUCCCGAGCGCGUCGAUGUUCAUGAACAGCAGCGAACCGUCUCGCUUCCAGUACGAACCUUUUAACACCUCUCUCUCCGUGAAGGAUAUGGAAAAGUUUCUUCAGGAGUUUCUUCAAUUUGGCAUUUACGAGAUGGAUUUUAUGGGCUACUUUCAGAUUUACAUUAGAUUUAUAGAACUGAUAAAGAACAACAUGAAGUUUUCUUUCAGUAUGUUGGAUGGAGUUGUGAAAUCAGAAACAAUCAUGAAGAAGCUGAAGGAAGGAAACUAUGACGUGCUUUUUUCUGAUCCCGUCUAUGUCGGCAGUGACCUGACUGCAGACAUUUUGGACAUUCCUCUCGUCUACUCUUUGCGGUUUUCCUUGGCUCAUAAUUGGGAGAGGAUGUGUGGUCAACUUCCUGCUCCACCGUCCUUCGUCCCAGCUGCUAUAAGCAAACUCACAGACAAGAUGGAUUUCUCAGAGAGACUGUGGAACGUCCUCUUCUAUGCUCUGCAGGACGUCAUAGUAGACCAGUUCAUGUGGAAAGAAAUUGACAAAUAUUACUCUGAAAUUUUGGUGUGGUACACUGAGGCCAGCCACUGGAUCAACAUGAAGCCGGUACUGGAAACGCUGGUGGACAGAGGACACCAGGUGAUGGUUCUGGUCCCGAGCACAUCGCUGUUCAUGAACAGCAGCGAACCGUCUCGCUUCCAGUACGAACCUUUUAACGUCAACAUCUCCCUGGAUGUUGUGGAAAGGUUUGUUGAGGAGUUCUUACAUUUCAACAUGUAUGAGAUGGACUUCAUGAACCCUGUUCAGAUUUACAUUAAAUUUAUAAGUUUAAUGAAGCGCAACAUGAUGAUAACUUUUAAGUUUUUGGACGGAGUGGUGAAAUCGGAAACCAUCAUGAAGAAGCUGAGGGAGGGAAACUACGACCUGUUAUUUGCAGAUCCGAUCUACGCCGGCAGCGACCUGACUGCGGACAUUUUGGGCAUUCCUCUUAUCUUUUCCUUACGCUUCUCAAUAGCUAAUAACUGGGAGAGGCUGUGCGGUCAGCUACCUGCUCCACCUUCCUUUGUCCCUGGUUCAAUGAGCAAACUAACAGACAAGAUGGGCUUCUCAGGGAAACUGUGGAACGUUAUCUUCUACGCUUUGCAAGACUUUGUCCUGGAACACGUUAUGUGGAAAGAGGCUGACAGAUAUUACUCUGAAAUCAGAGGAACGCCCACCAGUGCCUGUAAGUUGAUGGGUAAUGCUGAUUUCUGGCUGCUGAGAACCUACUGGAAUUUUGAUUUUCCUCGUCCACUCCUCCCCAACUUCAAAUUUGUUGGAGGGAUCCACUGCAAACCAGCUAAGCCUUUGCCAAAGAAAAUGGAAAAGUUUGUCCAGAGCUCUGGAGAUGCUGGGAUCGUUGUUUUCUCUUUAGGAACGAUGGUAACAAACCUGACCACAGAUAAAGCGAACAUGAUCGCCUCGGCGCUCGCUCAGAUUCCACAGAAGGUGUUGUGGAGAUACAGUGGGAAAAUACCAGACACUCUGGGUUCCAACACUAAACUUUAUGACUGGAUGCCCCAAAAUGACCUGCUUGGUCACCCUAAAACCAGAGCCUUCAUCACUCACGGCGGCGCAAACGGAGUUUUUGAGGCCAUCUACCACGGCGUUCCCAUGGUGGGAAUCCCCAUGUUCGCUGACCAGCCAGACAACAUGGUGCACAUGGAGGCCAAAGGAGCUGCAGUUGUUGUCGACUUGAACUUCAUGACAACUGAAGCCCUCAGAGAUGCAAUCAACACCGUCAUCAAUGACAAAUUCUACAAAGAAAAUGCGAUGCGACUGUCCAGAAUCCACCAUGACAGACCCAUGAGUCCUCGGGACGAGGCUGUCUUCUGGAUCGAGUUCACCAUGAGAAACAAAGGAGCCAAACACCUGAGGGUCCAGGCACACGAACUCACCUGGUACCAGUACCACAGCCUGGACGUCCUAGCCUUCCUCCUUAUUAUAGAUCUGCUCCUCAUCUUCAUCCUCUACAAGAGCUGCAGCUUCUGUUUCAAGAGAUGCUGCAGCAGAAAACAGACAAAGAGAAAAGCUGAGUGAGACUGAAGUGAAUAAAUCUGAUGGCUGAAUAAAAGGACAUUUCUUAACAUAAAGUCGUACCAAUAUGUGUUGUAUUCUUAAAAUUGUCUUUAAAACAUGCACAGUUGUAUGGUUUUGUCUCAUUUCUUUCCAUGGUUUUAAUUGAAAUAUCUCUACCAAACCUUUUAUAACUAUCACAAAUAUUCUGAGAAAACAUGGCACAAAAUGUCUUUAAACAAAUAUUGGAUUAGCAUAUUGACAGUUAUCAUAAAAGUGCUAAGCAACAGUUUGUUCAUGGAAGUAGCUUUAUUAAGCAAUCACUCUUGAAUUCAAAUUCAUGUCUGAAAUAAAAACGUGACAUAAAAAA
Molecule: messenger RNA, 2624 nt
Organism: Xiphophorus maculatus (southern platyfish)
Lineage: Eukaryota; Metazoa; Chordata; Actinopteri; Cyprinodontiformes; Poeciliidae
Product: UDP-glucuronosyltransferase 2A2-like
Exons: 7
Coding region: 47-2278 (743 amino acids)
Molecular function (GO): UDP-glycosyltransferase activity
Source: RefSeq, a predicted model, not a curated record